AUGAGUGCUUCGAGGAAAAAUUAUUGGUUGAGUUCUUUCAACGAGACGGCUGACUUUCCCCCAAAUGUCCGCAAAGCCAUGGAUACGCUCAUAAAUGUCAUGAGUAGCGAGGUAACUGCUGAGGGGAAGAUGAUAUCUCUACCGAAUGCUGAACUCGACAUGGUAGAGUGGGUCAUACAAGCCUGCCAGUAUGUCGAAUAUAUGCGUGCACUAGGAAGUUACGGACGCCGUGUCUACACCAUAUUCGCAGAUGACUACAACCAGCCGACCGCUCUUGUUGAAAAGCCCCCCAUCGCCCAAUGGCUCCAGGAGGCUGGGAAGGAGCUAACACUGAUGAAGCUGCUAACCUACCUGGGUCAGGUGCUUCUGGAGUGCGAGAACGAAAUUUAUCUGCGCGAACAUUACUAUAUCGGCCAGCUUCCGAAGGAGCCCAUUGAGAGGAUUAGAGACAAGGUGAGCCACGUCCUUGGAAUGGACAUCCUGGAGGACUUUGAGGAGCAGAAACAUCGACCUCUGAAACUUAGCAAAGAUGUGUUGAGUAUCGUCAAGGCUUUUGAAGACGCUGGGCAAAAGAUAGAGGAUGGGAUUCCCGAACACCAAACUCUGGAAGAGGCCGAGGAGUAUGCGAACCAGGUCAUUGCCCAAUAUCGGCCUGAGUGA
Molecule: messenger RNA, 660 nt
Organism: Talaromyces rugulosus
Lineage: Eukaryota; Fungi; Ascomycota; Eurotiomycetes; Eurotiales; Trichocomaceae
Exons: 1
Coding region: 1-660 (219 amino acids)
Source: RefSeq, a predicted model, not a curated record